Vollenhovia emeryi is the source of this 2619-nucleotide messenger RNA. RefSeq lists its product as uncharacterized. The record is from RefSeq and is a predicted model, not a curated record. The transcript is spliced from 2 exons. NCBI's taxonomy places the organism in Eukaryota, Metazoa, Arthropoda, Insecta, Hymenoptera, Formicidae. Bases 1 to 2619 code for a protein of 872 amino acids.
AUGUACGUAUGGAGCAUGCAAAAAAGGCAUAAUACACUGCUUCACAUUGAUGGAACUGCUGCUUCGAAUGCCCCCUUAAGCGGCAAAGAUAAGACCGUCGCAAAACAAGACGCGCUUGCUUCCUCAGCGGAGGAACCGAAAAAUACAAACGCAUCUAGCAAUAAUGCUUCUAAUGUCAGCAAUAGUCUAUCGUCUUGUCACAUUAAUGGUUCCUUAUCACACAUUUUACUGUCAACGGCUAUAAUUUAUGUUUGCGAUCAAGCCGGAAAUUUGCACGAGUGCAGAGCUUUACUAGAUUCCGGAUCGCAGGCAAAUUUUCUAUCGCAAGAACUAUGCAAGCGCUUGAAGCUGCCUCGACGUAGCGCAGACACCAUCAUAAGUGGCAUCAGCAUGACUUCAUCCACGGCAGAAAGGCAAACAACUACUACCAUUCAUUCAAGAUUCAACAAAUUUCAAGCGAAACUAUCGUUCCUGAUUGUCAACAAAAUUACCAACAAUCUACCAGCAACAAACGUGGACGUGGAUUCACUGCAAAUCCCAUUGAACAUUAAAUUGGCAGACCCCACAUUCCAUAUGCCCGGCAGGAUAGACCUGUUGCUGGGCGCCGAAAUAUUUUGGAGACUACUAUGCGUUGGCCAAGUACGUAUUUGCAAAACACAACCUACAUUCCAAAAAACGACACUAGGUUGGAUAAUAUCGGGAGCAGUUAAUCCCGCUUCACAGCAGCAGACCGCCUUGCGAUGUCAUUUCGCUCAGCAGGCAGCGGUGCAGGAGCAACUUGAAAAAUUCUGGCACAUUGAGGAGCUCCAGCCAAAACAUCAUCUCACUCAGGAAGAACAAACAUGCGAAGAACACUUCUGCAAAACGCAUUCACGUCAAGAAGAUCGAAGAUUCAUCGUGCAGCUUCCGCUAAAGGAUAAUUAUACUGAACUGGGCGAUUCCUACGAUACCGCUAAAAGAAGAUUAGCAGCCUUGGAGAGAAGGUUAUUAAGGCAGCCACAAUUAAAACGGCAAUACGGAUCUUUCCUGCAAGAAUAUAACGAAUUAGGACAUAUGAAGCUGAUUUCCGAGGAGGAAGAACAAGACGCAAGAAGCAACGACACAAUCUAUUAUCUGCCGCACCAUGCCGUCAUAAAGGAAGAUAGCGACACUACACGGCUACGAGUCGUCUUCGAUGCGUCAGCCAAAACGAGCUCAGGCCUAUCCUUGAAUGAUGUUCAGCUAGUAGGACCCACGAUUCAGCAAGACUUAUUUAGUAUCAUUCUUCGUUUUCGUCAACACACAUAUGCAGUCUCUGCGGACAUUUCAAAAAUGUAUCGUCAGAUAAGAGUGAGGGAAAACCAAUGCAAACUACAACGUAUCUUGUGGCGCUUCAACCAGGAGGAAAAAAUCAAAACGUACGAACUUCAAACAGUCACAUAUGGUGAAGCUUGCUCUGCGUUUUUGGUCAUUCGCGCACUUCAUCAGGCCGCGCGAGACUUGCAACAUCGUUUCCCUAAGGCUUCUGAAAUUAUUAUUCAUGACUUUUAUGUGGACGACCUUUUAACGGGCGGCAACGACAUCAAACUUCUCUCUUGCUUGAAAGAAGAGAUCAUCACUAUUCUUGGAACGGCCAAAUUCGAGCUGCACAAGUGGAAAUCUAAUCACCCUGCAUUGAUGAGUGCUGACGGCCACGCUCCGACAGCGGUGCAGAUAGGCGAAGGUACGAAAGUCCUCGGACAAUCUUGGGACACCAAACUCGAUACAUUUCGCUACACCACUGGCGCGGCGGACCGAGCGCAAAGGCCUACGAAAAGGCAAGCUUUGUCUUCUAUUGCUCAAGUGUUUGAUCCGCUCGGCCUAUUGGGGCCAGUUAUCACUCGAGCUAAAAUACCUCGUCGCAUUUUGUGUGAUGAACCAAGGAGCAUAGAGUUACACGGCUUCUGCGACGCCUCGGAACAAGCAUACGGCGCCUGCCUUUACUUCAGAACUACCGAUGCGAACCAACAACAUCAUAUCAGGCUGCUGUGUUCGAAAUCGCGUGUCGCUCCUUUAAAAACUCUAACUUUGCCCAGACUCGAGCUGUGUGGUGCUCUGCUGUUAUCCAGACUAUAUCAACAAGCAAUUGAUUCGCUAAAUGUAUCAUUAGACAGCGUACAUUUUUGGUGCGACUCCACCAUAGCGUUGUCUUGGAUUUCGGGUAGCUCCAGCCAGUGGUCAACCUUUGUUGCCAAUCGCACAUCGAAAAUUCAGAAGCUAACAGUCAAAGGGAAAUGGCAUCACGUUCGCUCUGAGCUCAACCCAGCUGAUAUUGUUUCUCGAGGACUAAAUCCCGACGAGAUCCAAAAUUGCCCGUUUUGGUGGAAAGGGCCUUCAUUUUUGCAAGAAGACUAUUCCAGCGUUUUAAAUGAUUCGAUACGGUUGCUUCCGCCAAAGGAAUUACCGGAGGUGAAGCGGCAAACUAUCGCGUUGUCCGCAGCAUUAGAGGAGGAUUUAAAUCUCAUCAACAAAUUUUCUUCCUUAAGUCGAUUAAAACGAGUAACCGCUUAUUGUUAUCGUUUCGCUCACAAUGCGAAACGAGGGGGUAAAAAUCACCAAGGCGAAAUUCAAGGACCUGCGAAAGCAAGUCGCAGAACUUGA